GCCUAUCGUGGUCGAGGUGGGCCAGGACGCCGUGCUGCUUUGCCAGCUGAUUCCGGCCGAGGUCCUCGAGGAGAUGGAGGUGCGCUGGUUUCGGACGGACUGGUCCCAGGUGGUGCACCUGUACCGGAAGGGGCAGGACAUUCCUGAUAUCCAGAUGGCACAGUACUCCGGGAGGACGGAGCUGUUCAAGGAUGCCUUUCCCCAGGGGAACGUCUCCCUGCUGCUGAAGAAGGUGACGGUGGGCGACACGGGACACUACAAGUGCUUCGUAGUCUCCAAGGCUGAGGACCAGGAGGGCUCUCUGCAGCUGCAAGUUGCCAGGAGCAACAUGGAUAUUCUCCUUUGUGAGCUCCUGUUUAAACUGAACUGGCACCAUUGCCCACUGACACCCCUGCACCCUCCAGGUAUGGGACACCCGCCCACGAUGAAGAUGGUGGGCUACGAGGGCAACAGGAUCCUGGUGGGCUGCGUCUCGGAGAAGUGGUUCCCGCAGCCGUUAGUGUUGUGGCGGGACGCCGCGGGCCAGCUCAUCAGUGCACGCCAGGAAUCGGCAGAACCGGAUGCUGGGCUCCUGAGGGUGGAGAGUGUCAUCGCUGUGAGUCGCUCCACCCCUGGAGUGUACUCCUGUGUCAUCCGAAACCAACUUCUGGGCCGGGAGCAUGAGGGACGACUGGAGAUAUCAGGCCCAUUCACCAUACACGAUAUUCGACACCUCCCUGGAAUCAGAGGAUUCCUCGGCACCAAUGUGGAUGACAUCAGGGGUCUGGGAGCCGAAGAGAAGGAUGGCGUUUCGCAGCCCCGGCGAGUGUUGCUGCUUUUACCCGAGGUGCAACUCCGGAUCUCCGGCCUCUAUCCGGAUCAACUCGCCCCCGGUUUCAAGCUCCGGCCUGCGAUCCGCUCCGAGCGUUCGGCGUCCCGCCCUCUGAACAAUCCGCCGCUCCAGAACCGGAUCUGCGAUGCCAGGAGGCGCUCCGUCAUCCGUUUUGCAAGUAGCCAGGGAAGAAGUUACGAGGAAGUCAACAACCUGCGGGAAUACCAGAUUUCCCAUGAGCCUUUAAUUCAGCCUCUUCCCAAACGCCUAAACCGUGUUUUGUGGAUCGAGCCGCUGUUUCAGAACCGACCUGAUGAGGCCAGGCGGCAAGUAGGGAAUCUUCCGCUGUCUGAGGCGGAAGAAGUUUACUGGACAGGCCGAGAGAAACCACUUGCACCUUGUGAGUCCAGCCCAGAACAAGGAAAGCGGAUUGGAACCGGAUUGGAUCCGGAACCAGGAAGUGCCGCAGUUAACAUGGCUUCGAGAGGACAGGUCGAGAGUUGGAGCGAGGAGGCAAUUUGUCCCAUCUGCCUGGAUUUCUUCACCGAUCCGGUGUCACUGGAGUGUGGACACAAUUUCUGCCGCUCCUGUAUUACACUAUGUUGGGAAAGUGCGAAAAUAAAUACCUGCCCGGAAUGUAGAGAGGUAUUUGCAGAUGGUAAACUCAGGCCAAGUCGGGUCUUAGCAAGACUGGCUGAAAAAGCUCGAAAACUAAACCUGAAUCCGAAAGAAAAGGAAAGUAAACUUCACUGCGAGGAACAUGGGGAAGAAUUGAAGCUGUUUUGUGAAACCGACAGGACACUGAUCUGUGUGAUUUGUGCAGCUUCCCAGGAACACAGAGAGCACCGCUUCCUGACGAUUAAAGAAGGCUUCGAAAUUUACAAGGAUCGAGUUAAAUGGUUCUUAGAUUCUCUCACAAAGAAGAAAUCAGACUUCGAGAAAAUUGAGCAGCAACAGAAAGAGAAAAUUUCCAGAGUCCGGGAACAGUCACGCAGCCUUCAGUCCCACAUCAUAUCCCAGUUCGCUGAACUGCGCCAGAUUCUCACUGAGAAAGAGCAGCACGCGCUCAGACAUCUCAGGGAAGAAGAGGAGAGGAUUCUAAAUCCAAUGGAGAAAAAUCUUCAGGAGAUUCAAGAGAAUUUAAAUUCUAUCCAGGAAGAAAUCUCAAAGUUACAGGAACAGAUGGAUCAACAAGAAAAUGUGAUAUUUCUCAUGGAGAAAGUUCUUCAGAAGAGGAGGAUUAAGGAUGAUGUCCAGGAAUUGUCAGUGACAGAUGAGGUCUUUUCAGCUGCAAAAUUUGAUCACCCUUAUUUGUUGAACACAGCUCUGAGAGAAACGCUUGAUGCCGUUAAUCAAGACUCUGUCACCCUGGAUGUGGAAACGGUGAAUCCGGAGCUAGAAUUGACUGCGGAUCGGAAGAGUAUGAGGCUGACCGAGACCCGGAGGGACCUCCCUGACACCGGGAAGCGGUUCAGAGUCUGGGGUUGUGUGCUGGGAUUGGAGGGAUUCACAUCGGGGAGACAUUACUGGGAAGUGGAGGUGGCAGGGAAUCGGUACUGGAGUCUGGGAGUCGCGGCAGAGUCUGUAGACAGAGGGGGAGGUGUUGGAUUGAGACCGGAGACCGGAUUCUGGAUCAUCAGCCGGAUUGAUGACGUGAUAUGUGUUCCCACCUCCCCUGAAUCUCAUCUUCCUGCUGGUCCCAUCCCCGGGAGGGUGGGAGUUUAUCUCAGUUACGAGUCCGGGACAGUUUCAUUUUACAACGCGAAAACCAAGUCCCAUCUCCACACCUUCACUGGGAAUAAAUUCGUGGAGAAAGUUUAUCCAUUUUUCAGGACAUGGGAUACAAACCAUUGGCUGAGAAUCUGCUCCGGUUCCGCUCCAGACUGUGGGGCUCGCGAGAGGACGUGGAGAAAGAUACAAGGGCCUGUGCCACGGCGGCUGAGUGACACUGAUCUUCGGGUAGUUCCCAGGACGCACAGGAAACCGGACAUCGAGUGCUGCCGUAAAAUUACCAAUUCGGCGAAUGAUACCCGAAACAUAUUGGUCUGCCAUCACAUCGAGAUGUCCGCAGGGCUUCCCAACCUGGGGUCCACUGCCCCUCGGUUAAUGGACCGGGUUAAAUCUGCGGUAGAAUGUCUCACAGAAAAGAAAUCCGAGCUCGAGGAAAUGGAGCGGCAACAGAAAGACAAGAUUGCUGGAGUUCGGGUUCACAGUCUGGGAAUGUGUGCUGGGAUCAGAGGGAUUCACCUCAGGGAGACAUUACUGGGAGGUGGAGGUGGCAGGGAAUCUGUACUGGUGUCUGGGAGUCACAGAUUCUGGAUCAUCACAGGGGUUGAUCACGUGAUCUGUGUUCCCCCUUCCUCUGAAUCCCAUCUCCCUGCUGGUCCCACCCCUGGAAGUGUAGGAGUUUAUCUCAGUUACGAGUCCGGGACAGUUUCAUUUUACAACGCAGAGACCAAGUCCCAUCUCCACACCUUCACUGGGAAUAAAUUCACAGAGAACCUUUAUCCUUUCUCUGGACUUGGCAUAAAAUCCGGUGGCUGAGAAUCUGCUCUGGGUCUGUAAAUGGUUCGGGUCCCAGAACUGAAGUCAGGAGUAAGUCAGU
Molecule: messenger RNA, 3416 nt
Organism: Mobula hypostoma (lesser devil ray)
Lineage: Eukaryota; Metazoa; Chordata; Chondrichthyes; Myliobatiformes; Myliobatidae
Exons: 14
Coding region: 74-3355 (1093 amino acids)
Biological process (GO): protein ubiquitination
Cellular component (GO): cytoplasm
Molecular function (GO): ubiquitin protein ligase activity; zinc ion binding; protein binding
Source: RefSeq, a predicted model, not a curated record